Messenger RNA from Leptosia nina, 639 nucleotides. The record is from the annotation of a GenBank genome assembly. Lineage: Eukaryota; Metazoa; Arthropoda; Insecta; Lepidoptera; Pieridae.
AUGUGUGAAGUGGCUGUGUUACAUGAUGGCUAUUCCAAUAUGAAUGGUGACGGCUACAUGAUAGCCAACUGUACCUGUUCUGUUAUAACUGGUAUCAAUAAUAUAAUAGUUGAUACCAUGACACCUUGGGACUCCAAAAUAAUAAUAAAUUCUUUAAAGAAGCGUGAACUGGACUGUGAACAAAUAGAAUAUGUAAUAUCAACCCAUGGUCAUUCAGACCAUAUUGGCAAUAACAACCUCUUUCUUAAGGCAACUCAUAUUGUUGGGUGGAGUAUUUCAUUUAAAAAUAAAUAUUUUAUUCAUCCAUUUGAGAAAGGAGAAGAGUAUGUAAUAAACGGUAGUGUCAAAGUACUUCCCACUCCAGGGCAUACAUUGUCUGAUGUAACUGUUCUCGUGAAGACUAAGGAUGAAGGCACUAUUGCUAUUACAGGUGACUUAUUUGAAAAAUGUGAAGACAUAAGUAAUGAAACAUUAUGGAAAGAUAUGUCUGAAGAUCCUGCAAAGCAGUCAAACAAUAGAUCAAUGAUAGCUAAUUUAGCAGAUUGGAUAAUUCCUGGUCACGGGCCAAUGUUCAGAGUCACAAAUGAUAUGAGAGAAAUGUUAAAAUCUCAAGCUACUAAUUAUAAUAACAAUGCAUAA